AAGCUCGACAUCGAAGAUCUAUGAAAUGGUAGUACUUUUCAACUUAAGAUUACUGCUUUCUUGAUCCACACCUAAGAUUAUGUCAUUCGGAUUUUCAGUAGGCGAUAUCCUGGGAGGGGCGAACUUGGCCUACAACCUGUGCAAAUCAUUGUCAGCUGCGAAAGGUUCUGCACGAGAGUAUUCAAAGCUCAUUAAGGAGCUUGAUACGGUUCAUAAAGUGCUCCUCCAAGUCGAGCAACUGAGGGAAUCGAACCAAUUGAGAAAGGAAACCUUAAAUGCGCUGCUUUUUACCGUCAACACCACCAACGAGGCAAUGGAGGACUUCAUGAUCAGGUGCAAAGCGUACAAGGACAGCUUAAGACCUGGAGGCUCUGGAAAUAUCUGGAAAGAUGGCUGGAUGAAAGGGAAAUGGUCCGUCCAAAUGCCGAACCAGACUCAGAAAUACCCUUACGACAAUGCUUGCUUCAGUCAACUGCCUGGUUACGCUGACCUGCCUAUGCACUCGCACUUGCAUCGAGCCAGUGUAGAGGAAGUUUUCGUACCAGAAUCGAUGGGGGAAUCAUUGCCGCCUUUGCCUGACUACCCUGGCAUCCGGCUCAAGGCCACCCUUUUUUAUGAUAGAAAACGAGACAACAGUUCUUCAAGGACAGACAUAGCCUCUCAACAACUAUAUUCCGAUUUUCAGCUUUCGCGAGAUGUCGGUAAAUUCUUUAGAUGCGGUCAGGUAUUCUCCAUCCAAAUUACAUCUGACAUUUCUUUCGAGAAAGGUAGCCAAACCCUUGUGGACGUAGCUCAGUCGCCAGAACAUGUCACAGCCCUCCAGGAAAAGGCCAAGAAACUACGUUUGGCUCAAAUUCUUUCACUCCCUCUUGUGGACAUGGUUCAAUACUCUGAAGAGAGUCAAUUUGACCAGACCAUGGUAUGGUGCCGCCUAUGUACACGCGUCGCUCCUGCAACUGACUCAGAGCAUUGGAUGUCGAAAGAUUACUGGGCAAGUGAACAUUUCAGAUGGCAGCACUGGAAAUACUUCUAUCCUAUGAUAAUGGAUAGAGAAAGGCUUCCAAGGAAGAUACCGGGCUCUGAUAGCAAAGAUUCACACGCAUCUCCACUUAGUAUUUCAAGAAAGUCAAGUAGAGACACCUUUUCACCAGAAAGCUGGCUUAAACUUGAAGGAAUUACCUCGUGGUAUGCUAUCGGGUCGGACGCGGACAUUGAAGACCGUGUGGCUGGCGGGAGUCAAAAUUCCUGGUGGCAUUGUGAUGGGCCAACGAUGAUACGUCGCUUCGUAGUCAUCAAAGAAGGACCAGAGUCAUGCCUUUGCCUGGGAAUACAUACUUAUGCGGGCCAGGGUUGCAAAGACCAACCAGACCAAGAACUUUUUUCCGUAGUCCAUUCCAGUAAAGUUCCUCCAAAACUGGGCGGAAACGAAGCAAAUGUCAAAUUAUUACCGAUUCGAAUGAGCGCUCACCAUCCGUCGACCUUUCUACCACUCUCGGCGCGCAUGCAUUUUGGUCGUGUGUACGAAAUCUCUCACAAGAUACCUGCUAGGCCCCUCGGCUUAAUAGAUACUGAUUAUAUGGAGCUGUUGAUUUCACAAUUCGAGAAAGUGACGCGCCAGAAAAAUGAUUCCGAAGAUUUGACAUUCCAUCACGAGUCUAAUGCAGUAAUUGAUACGACUCUAGUCGAGGAAAUACGGCAGAACAUUCUGAAGGUGCUAGGACCCGAUGUUCAUCUAACAGCACCCGAAGAAGAAACAGUGGCUCCUGAAAAGAAGAAGCGCCGGUUGUAGGAAAGGUUAGGUGAUUCGGUCUUUGAAGCUACUACUAGGAUUGUUCAACGACGGAAGUGGCAUUUUGUGGGCUCACUUGUCGUCUGAGAUUAUAUUGGAAAUAAUGAUGUCAUGACUUUCAAUUUUUUUUUCUUUUAGAAUGACUGAACAAUCAAGUAUGUCCAGAGAAAAGAUGAAGGUAUC
Molecule: messenger RNA, 1972 nt
Organism: Mollisia scopiformis
Lineage: Eukaryota; Fungi; Ascomycota; Leotiomycetes; Helotiales; Mollisiaceae
Exons: 4
Coding region: 80-1789 (569 amino acids)
Source: RefSeq, a predicted model, not a curated record